Linum trigynum is the source of this 3819-nucleotide messenger RNA. The record is from the annotation of a GenBank genome assembly. Lineage: Eukaryota; Viridiplantae; Streptophyta; Magnoliopsida; Malpighiales; Linaceae.
UUAAAGUACGAAUUCUUUAUAACAUAAUAGAAAUGCUCUUUAAUAUAAAGAAUGCAUGUUUGUAAGCGAUGAUAUUAAACUCUUAAUCGAGAAAUAUUGUUUAUUUACUAAAUCUAUCAUGAACAUACCAUAAAAAAUUCUCAUUCUUUAAAUAUUAUGUCAAUUUAUGGUGGUUAAACUCUUUAAUAUCGACCCAUUCUUUUGGGGGAGUAUUUCUAUAAUUUUAUUUGUUUUAAUGAACUGGUUGUUUAUCAAGUUUCAGUGUAGCGUCUUAUGUAACGAUUUGUAUAAUUGAAGACAAUCAAAUCCAUAAUCUUGAAUAAUCUUGAAUAAUAUCUGCUACAAAUUUCUGGUGUAUAUAUGCUCGUUCGGUGGUUAAUCAGUGUCUAAAACUGUACUAUAUUGGUAGUUCGACCUAAAAGGUCUCAUACCAAUAGUUAAAUCGGUUGGCAGCUUGAAAUGAUAUGAAAUGGUUAAACGAUAGUUAAACCAUGAUUUCAGCACAAAUAUCCUAUGUUGAUUUUUUAAGUACAACCUAUAUGAUUUACUGUCCUUAUAAUAAAUUUGUUUCAAAUUUGAAAAUUCUUAUUGAAAUAAUGAAAUUUUAAUGUACUAUAGUAGGAACUUGCACACUUUUUUUUUGUAUACUUUUGUUUGGUGAAUAUUAUCCUGAAUAAAUUACCCUUUUAUUUUGUUUAUCUGGUGGGUGGGUAAAUUUGAAAUGUAGGUAAACAAAAAAAACAAACAAAAAACGGGAAAACAAAAACAAAAAAAGGGGAAAACUUUAAUAGUGCCGAAACUUGCGGGCAAUGCUCCGUGGCUUACGUGGCAACCGGCUUUUUCCAAACUGUUUUAAUAUUUUGUAAGAGAUACAACUGUUAGUUGUCAGUUGUCACACUGGCGAGCUAGGCCUUAAUGGAGUCGCCGGAACCCCCAGAAUGUCCGGUGUGCCUCCAGCCCUACGACGGCGACGAUAUCAUUCCCCGUGUGCUACCGUGUGGUCAUACAGUGUGCGAGACAUGUCUCAAUAGCUUACCUGAGAGGUACAACCUCACCGUUCGUUGCCCUGCCUGUACUCAAUUAGUCAAAUUCCCGUCAUCACAGGGUCCCUCUUCCCUCCCCAAGAACAUCGAUCUCCUCCGACUGAUCCCUACCACGAAUUCCCAUCAAGACCGCUCGAAAUUCAAAGCCUCGGAGCUCCAGAAUGAUGUCAAAGUCGACGACUUUUUGCCUCGUUUGUGGUCUCACGAGUUUUAUUCGGAAUGGAGGAAGUGGAUUCUUCCCGACAACGCGGUUUCAGUCGAGGAUAAAGGGGUACUAGAUGGGUUUUUAAAGGACCAUAUCAAGGUAAGGCUUUUCAAGGUUGCCGGUGAUUCAUCGGAUGGCGACGGGAAAGACUGUAUGUUUAAGUUAAGCUAUAUAGCUAAGAUCAUGAAUUGCCUGUUUGAGAUGAAUGAACUGAAGAGACGAGAAUUGGGUUUGAUCUUGAAUAUUGGUUCAGAACGGAGCAGGAUUUGUAGAGUUCGUGGAUUGUGGAGUGAUCUGGAUGAUGGGUUUUUGUAUUGUGUUUGUGAAAGGCUGAAUGAGAGCUCUUGGUCUGAAUUGUGGUGUUUGGAUGAUGGCGUUAGCAUAGAUGGGGUUUCUAGUUUUGUUAUGGUUGGUAUGGAAAUGUGUGAAGCGGUGAUGAGUUUGCAUUUAGCAGGUGUAAUUGCAGGUGGUUUAGGACUUUCUUGCUUUACAUUGGAUGAUUUUGGACAUGUAAGUUUAUGUUCGAAUCAGGUUUUAGCAUUGGGUCAAACUACUUGGAAAGAAGUUUCAGAAUUCGUUCGUGGAGGUAAAAGUGUUGGUAAUAGAGAAUUGGGAACCUUGGUUGCUGAAUGUCUGAGAAGAGGAGAGUAUUUGAGCCCAGAGGCAUUGGGGAGCAUGCUUCUUGAAGGUUAUGUUCCUUCUGUGGCAUAUAAGUCAGAUGUUUGGUCAUUGGCUUUUACUUUUGCUAGACUACUUGUUGGGGAACAGUUCACUAAAGAAAUGCUUGCAUGGGUGGAUGACUUCAUUUCAGAAACAAGUGAGAAGGCCACUUUAGAUUGUGCGGGUCUUUACAUGGGUUUGAUGGAGAAAACAAGUCAUUCACUUGAAAGUAAAUAUGGUGAGAAGCUCCAGCCGUUACAACAACUUUUAUGCAGAUGUUUGAACUCUGACAUAGAGAAUCGCCCAGAUGUGAUUGAGAUGUGGAAGUGCAUUCGGGAGGUAAUUAUUAGAGGUGAGUUUGAUACCAGUCCCAGGUUGAUUAGUAAGGUUAGUGUCGGUGAGGGAGCCACAGGUCAUUGCCUGCUUACUGGAGAAUUGUGUCGGGUGGCCAAGGUAAAAUCUGAGAUGAAUAGAAAUAACAAAAUACUGGAGAUAGGUGAUACAGAGGGGGUCGAAAAUGCUGAUGAAUUUCAGGAGACUGGUAUAGAUUUUGUUGAGGGCUUGGUGGAGGGUAAAGUCAAGUCGAAAAAUUUGCAAGGGCAUUUUGAUUGCAUCACUGGAUUAGCUAUCGGAGGGGGGUUUCUUUUUAGCUCAUCGUUUGACAAAACAGUUUGUGUGUGGUCUUUACAGGACUUCUCUCAUGUUCACACUCUCAAAGGCCACGAGCACAAAGUUAUGGCUGUAAUCUACUCAGAAGAAGGGCAAAAACCAUUAUGCAUAAGUGGUGAUAGUGGAGGUGGCAUAUUUCUCUGGACCAUUCAUGACCCUCUGGACCAGACAUCAUUGAGAAAAUGGUACGAGGAGAAAGACUGGCGAUAUAGCGGCAUUCAUGCUUUAACCACUGCAGGCAAUGGAUAUCUUUACUCUGGAAGUGGAGAUAGGUCAAUCAAGGCAUGGGUGUUGCAGGAUGGUACUCUAUCCUGCACUAUGGAGGGUCAUAAAUCUGUGGUUUCAACAUUGGCAGCACGUAAUGGAGUUCUCUACAGUGGUAGCUGGGAUGGGACUGUAAGAUUGUGGAGUUUAAGUGAUCAUAGUCUUUUGACAGUGUUGGGAGAAAAAGACAUGCCGGGAACCUUGAGCUCUGUCUUGUCUGUCACUGCUGAUCGGAACCUUGUCAUAUCAACUCACGAAAAUGGGCAUCUAAAGGUAUGGAGGAACGAUCAGUUCAUGAAAUCAGCACAAAUUCACAGUGGUGCCAUUUUCUCUAGCAGCAUGGGGGGUGGAUGGCUAUUUACAGGUGGUUGGGACAAGACAGUUAAUGUUCAGGAAGUAUCAGGGGAUGAACUCCAAGUAGACAUCAAAUCCAUCGGAACGAUCCCAAGCACUUCAGUCAUAACUGCUCUGUUGUACUGGCAAGGGAAGCUUUAUGUUGGCUAUGGUGAUCGAACGAUCAAGGUGUUUUGCUAUGCAAACUGAUGAAGUAGUAUCUCUUUUGGAGGGGAAAGCGCUGGAGAAAGGCAGUAUAUAAAUACACUUAAAUACUAACAUAUGGGAAUGUAAAUAGAAAGUUAUCCUUGAGACAGGAUCACAUACAUGUCAUGGCCUCUGAUGAAAGAGGGGAUCAGUAAUAUGUGUUUCUCAAACAGCACGGCCUGGCUAAAUAGAUCGCCAUUAAAGGUCCCCUGAAGUAGGGAAUGCUUAUUAUGGAUGCAUACAUUAUAUCAUGGUUGCUAGAUAUCGCUGAUUGCUUACAAAUGCACAUAAUACAAACUGAGGAACUUCAGGAAAUAGAAUCCAUUCCUAAAACUUUAUGCGAUUCUCAGGUCUGUACCGACAACAAAAAAAGUGCUUGAAAUGGGAUCAGGAGAGGCCAAAAUAUUGGGGGACUUGGAAUAAGAUCUAUGAGAUUAG